AUGGCAUCUAUAUAUAAAUCCUUAUAUAUAUCUAUAGACAUUGUGUUACAAUUUUCUUUUGCUAAAAAAACUUCUCGCAUAUCAGGACGAAGUAUUGGUUCAUCUCCCCAACAUCCUAGCAAAUAA
Funneliformis caledonium is the source of this 126-nucleotide messenger RNA. Lineage: Eukaryota; Fungi; Glomeromycota; Glomeromycetes; Glomerales; Glomeraceae. The record is from the annotation of a GenBank genome assembly.